This is a messenger RNA of Parnassius mnemosyne (clouded apollo), 3702 nucleotides long. NCBI's taxonomy places the organism in Eukaryota, Metazoa, Arthropoda, Insecta, Lepidoptera, Papilionidae. The record is from the annotation of a GenBank genome assembly.
AUGCAUAUGUGCUAUGUGAGGCCUGGCUUGGUGACCGCCUUGAACGGAGGCGUUGGGUACGACAAGUGGGACCGGGGCGGGGGUGGGGGCGGGGGCGGCGGCGGCGGCGUCGGCGGCGGCGGUGGCGGCGGGGCGGGCGGGGGUGCGGGCGGUACGUGGGCGGGUCGCGAGCGCGAGCGCGAACGCGAACGCGACCGGGAACGCGAGCGGCAGGCUCGCGCGCACCAGAUGUCGCACGCGCACGCCGCCGAGCCGGAUGCCUCGUCGCUCUUCCCGGCACCUGUCAGAGUGACCGGAAACAGGGACCGUGUCAGCCAGCAGAUACAGAUCAAGCUCGGCGACUACCAUCUCGCGCAAACGUUGCUCGACGACCCCAGCAAAUCAAUAGGCAUUUGUGCGGAGCCACCCAGCCCGGCGCCAUGUCACACGUCCCGACGGGAGAGCGAGUUCAAAAAACCGGUGCACGCUCCACAGAACGGCCGUGCCCACCACCGACCGCCCUACCCCUACAACAAGAGCGAGAGCCUCAACUCAACGGGGGCGCCCGUACAUCGACCGCCCCCACUCCGAAUAUCCAAUGGCUUCCAACCACAGAGUUCCAUCGAUAGCAGUCAACCGCCAAUAGAAAGUAUUUUAAAGGAAAUGAAGUCCCUGCCAACCCCGCUGUCAGUGAUAGCAGCAACGCCGAGAAAGGAACUUGAGAACAAGUUUAUCUUCAACCCCUAUACUAAUAAGGUGCAAGAGAAUCCCCAACUCACAAACAACGAUCUCAAAACGCCACUAACAAAACCGGGUCUCGACAACCGGAUAUCUAAUUCGAGGAGUUCCGUCUCGCCUGAGGUGGUGAACAAAGACUUGGGCCUGUCGGAGAGUGACGAUGAGGUCGCUGCCACCACCACAAGGCUUGAACCAAUCCUCUCACCAAUCGGUUCCGGCGGUAGUCCGAGCUCGGGAAGCGAAACCUCCCCCUCGGAUUCCGAGUCGGAGUCCUCCUCCGCCGAAUCUACGGCGGCGUCGACGCCCGCCCCGGCUACCCAGCCAGCAGAAAGAGCGUCGUGGAGCUUGAGCAACUUUGCUCCACCGCCGGCUCAUCCACCAGAGCACGCCAGUUACGACACUGGGAAGGAGUUAAGGCACGCCCUCGCCGAUGUUAAGGGAAAACCAAGUCCAAUAUCGGAGUUAUCCGAUUCAGAGGCGUCCUCUCCGUCACCCAGCGCGACACGGCGGAGGAGAUCGGUUGCUAACCGCAUCUCCACUGCUUCCAGCGAUGAAGAUACUCCACGCUCUCAUAACACGGUGUCACCGGUGGCGACGAAUGCGGGGUCGAUGGGCCCCACGAGCACGGCGCCGGUGAAGCGUGGUCGACCCCCCAAGCCGCGCACCUCCGAGGAGCGGCCGGUGAAGAAGAAGCGGGGCCGGCCCCCCAAGCGGCCCGCUUCACCCGCGCCCGCCGCAGCCCCCGCACCCCCCGACAGCGACACCGAGCCCGACCCCCCGCACCACCACGCGCUGCAGGACACCAAGACGCAUAUAUUCCGAAAGGUUUUCACUCCAAAAAAAGGUGACGAAUGCGGAGGUAAGGGCGGCAAGGGGGGUAAAGGCAAAGGAGGCAAGGGUAAGGGUCAAGUGACGAUCAUCGAAGUGACCGCCCCGGAGUCCGGCGCCGACGACGAGGAUCGAAGGCAUCGAGAACGUUCCAACGAACGGCGGAACGAAGAAGCCAUCGCCAGGGUCUCCCCACCACAGGAACCGGAAACGUUAACCAGGAGAAGAGAAGCGGAAAGAAUAGCAAACGAAAGAAUACAGGAGCGUAUGUCAAUUGAACGGUCCGACCAUCGCCGUUCCGUUGACAGAAUCCCAGAUCGACAUACGGAGCGAACGUCAAACGAUCGCAUACCGUCGGAUCGAAUACCUAACGAAAGGCUACAACCCGAUCGUGCGUCAAGCGAUCGCUUUCAAAACGACCGAAAAUCUAGUGAUCGUUCACAAUCAGAUCGAAUACCAGAUAGAAUGUCCAUUGAUCGAUCAGAGCGUAUGUCCAACGAUCGAUUACCUGAUCGAACGGUUAACGAUCGCUCCCAAAUUGAACGGAGCGAUCGAGUACCCUCAGAUCGAAUAUCAAAUGACAGAUUGUCGGAAAGACUAGCGACGGAUCGACUAGCGCCCGAAAGGUUGGCUAGUGAUCGGUUACAGAUGGAGAGGUUAUCUAACGAUCGGAUACCCUCGGAGAGAUUACCUACAGAUCGGUUACCAACGGAUCGGUUACCUACGGAUCGGAAGACAAACGAUCGGAUACUUCCGGAUCGGUUAAGUUCGGACAGAUUAUCGAAUAACGACCGGUUAUCAACGGAGAGGUUAGCGGUUGGGCUUUCAGCUAAUGACCGGCUAUCGUCAGAGCGAAGGUCAAGUGAAAGACUGUGUAGUGAAAAGAUGACAAUCGAUCGACUUUCCGGCGACAAGUUAGAUCGGUUGUCGAGUGACAAGUUGUCGCACGAUCGACUUUCUGGUGACAAGUUGUCGAUGGAGCGCUCAACGAGUGAAAAAACAAUGCUUGAGCGGAUACCAAGCGAUAAAUUGACGUUGGAGAGGUUCGUGUAUGCAGAAGCAGACGUCGGUUCGGGGCUGAAAUCUGGUCGGGGCUCCGAAAGGUUGGAGGAAGCAUCGUCCAAUGUGUCGGUCGGGCGAGCACGAAGUCGCGUGAUGGUGCGCGUGCCGCUGAGCCGGCUGCGCGCCGACACGCUGCGCGCGCUGCAGCGGCCGCCGCGCAGAGUGGCCCCGCCACGCCGCCCCACACCCACGCACCAGGGUGUGGAAGUGGCGAGCGUGACACAGGAGCGAGCAGCUGUCGGUCAGACGCCCAUUUACUACUCGUAUUUCGAACGACUGCCCGCAGACGCGCUGUCGGACGAAGAACGUGACCACAAGUAUUACCUAAGCGAAGCGGCACGUCUCCGAACUGCGGCAGAACGGGAACAAGAGCCAUUAGCUCGCGUCAUGCUAUACCUAGAGUCAGUACUGUGCUUCGUUCUAACCGGUCGAGUGCUGGAGCUAGAACUUGACACUAAACGCGCUUUCACGAUAUAUCGGGAAACAAUCGAGUAUAUAAAAUCAAUACACUCGAUGCCGCAACGAUUUCGCGCUUCGCCGCAUUCCACCUUUAGUUCAACAUUCAGCAAGCUCGAUAUAUUAAGUCUCCGAGUGCAAGCGCUAUUGUAUCUGCGGAUGUUCAAAAUGUACAAUCGUGAAGUGAAGGAAUAUAACAAGAUUGUGCAGGAAUAUCAACAGAAGGUUGUGUUGUGUGCGCAGCCGGCGUGCGCGGAGUCGGUGCCGGCGGUGUCGCCGCUGUCGCCGACGCCGUCGCCGGCGGGCUCGGCGGGCUCUGCGGGGUCGGCGGGGUCGGGGUCGGUGGGGUCGGGCGGGUCGGGCGCCAGCGCGUCGUCGGGCUACUGCUCGCUGGCGCACGCGGUGCCGGCGCACGCGCACCACGCGCUGCUGCAGCUCACCAAGUACUACACCUUCCUCUACGUGGCGCACGACCUCUGGGAGCAGGCCGACGCGCUCUGCCGCCUCAGGCCCAACCAAGAGCUGUUCAUAGCGGUGGACCGGAAAUGCGGUCCGCUGACGUUGUUCUCGACGUUCCGGCACCUGGUGCAGUACGUGCGCCACGCCAUCGCGCUGCUCAAGAGCGCCGCGCGCGAGUGA